Arachis duranensis is the source of this 717-nucleotide messenger RNA. RefSeq lists its product as uncharacterized. Gene Ontology annotation, molecular function: DNA helicase activity. The record is from RefSeq and is a predicted model, not a curated record. Bases 1 to 717 code for a protein of 238 amino acids. Gene Ontology annotation, biological process: telomere maintenance; DNA repair. NCBI's taxonomy places the organism in Eukaryota, Viridiplantae, Streptophyta, Magnoliopsida, Fabales, Fabaceae. The transcript has 3 exons.
AUGGGUGGACUUUUCUUCUUAUACGGUCAAGGUGGUUAUGGAAAAACAUUCUUAUGGUCAACUAUAUCAUGCUCAAUUAGGUCUAAAGGAGGUAUAGUUUUAAAUGUUGCUUCGAGUGGGAUUUCUGCACUUUUGUUGCUUAAUGGAAGAACUGCACAUUUAAGGUUUAAAAUUCCUUUGGCCAUAAAUGAGAAUUCUUUGUGUAGCAUUAAACAGGGAAGUCCUCUUGCAAGGUUAAUAUCCAAGGCCAAAUUAAUCACAUGGGAUGAAGCUCCAAUGAUAAGUCUAUCACCACACAAGUUGGUUCUGAAGGUUGACGCUCCUGUUAUGUUGCUGCGGAAUAUAGACCAAACUAAUGGUUUGUGCAAUGGAACGAGGAUGCAAGUUAGAAGAAUGGGAAAUCAUGUGAUAGAAUGCAAGACUUUAACUGGUAACAAAGCUGGAAGUAUUGUUCUUAUCCCAAGACUGAAUCUAAUUCCAAAUAAUGAAACAUUGCCAGUCAGGUUUCAAAGAAGACAAUUCCCAAUUAUCAUGUCAUUUACAAUGACAAUAAAUAAGUCCCAGGGACAAACUCUAUCGAAAGUUGGAAUUUACCUUCCAAUGCCAGUUUUCACCCAUGGUCAAUUGUAUGUUGCGUUAUCAAGGGUAACGAGUAAAGAUGGUCUGCGAAUACUGUUGCAAGAUCAUGGACACUUAGAAGAUAACUGUAUCAAAUGA